GUAUCGAUCGAAACGGAGCGACUAAUUUCCCUGAUAUUUGAUGUCUACCUAAUACAAGGCUAUGGGGGCACUGAAGUGUGCGGUGCAUCCCAUGCCCGGGAUGCCUAUGAUCUCACUUUUGGUAAUACCGGUCCUCCAGUAUCAGGAUUUAGGGUCCGACUCGUGGACUGGGCUGACGGCGGAUAUUCGGUACGCGACAGACCUAACCCGAGGGGAGAGAUUGUCAUGAAUGGCGGAUCAAUAGUGUCCGGGUAUUUCAUGAUGGAAACCGAGACUAACGACGCCUUCCGCUAUGAAAAUGGAGAGAAAUGGUACUAUUCUGGGGAUAUCGGAGAGAUCGAGAGCACCGGGCGUUUCAAAAUAAUAGACCGCAGAAAGGAUUUACUGAAACUUCAAAACGGAGAGUACUAUUCGUUGGGCAAAGUGGAGGCCGCCCUCAAG
Molecule: messenger RNA, 441 nt
Organism: Oppiella nova
Lineage: Eukaryota; Metazoa; Arthropoda; Arachnida; Sarcoptiformes; Oppiidae
Source: the annotation of a GenBank genome assembly